Messenger RNA from Lucilia cuprina (Australian sheep blowfly), 1734 nucleotides. RefSeq lists its product as uncharacterized. The transcript is spliced from 2 exons. The record is from RefSeq and is a predicted model, not a curated record. Lineage: Eukaryota; Metazoa; Arthropoda; Insecta; Diptera; Calliphoridae. Bases 48 to 1139 code for a protein of 363 amino acids.
UUUAAAAUUUCACCUUUCCAGACAUAGAUUUUUACUUCAAACAAAAAAUGGCAUCAACCGGUGAUCCACAUCUGCAGUAUCAUUUUCGCUAUGCAACUCAAAAUCAUCCCCUAUCCUCCAUAAGCAACUCUUUCAAUUCCAAAGAUGUCAAAGAAUUACAAUUACUGAAAACCAAACUAAUGGCAGCCAAUAAUUCAGCAAGCAAAGCUUCCAUAUACUAUACACCACCAGAAGUGGAAGACAACCUACGACACUCCCAACUGAAUUUACAAACAUCACCCAUACACAUCAACUACAUUAAUGAGAAUCUCGAACAUAGAAAUCUUGAUUUUCGAAUGCAACCAAGAGCAUUUUUAAUCAAUACGCCCAUGCAAAUGGAAAGUCCAACAACCAUUAAUAAUCUAGCCAGUAUGGAUGAGACGACAGCGGCUUUGAAUCAAUUGAAAAUCACAUCAGAACAUCCUUUGGGAGCGGGCAGUAUAGAGGAUAAUCAUUAUGCAGCUACCAUGGCCGAUAAGUUUGCAGCAGCUAGUGGCAGUACGAAAAAUGGCAAACAAAGACAUUCAUUUUAUGAAGAUUGUGCCCUGGGUGAUAGUAAUAUAGAACUAAAUGAAAUGCGUGAUUAUAAAGAUACUAAUGAUGUGAAAAACUCCAAAUCAUGUCCAGUUAUUUAUAAAGUCUCCAAACAAAACGAUGGCACUACCGUACACGAACUACUUACAGAAGAUUUGAGCAAAGGUUUACGUUUGAAUAAACCUACGGAGGAGUCGGAACAGCAAGAGACCCCUUUGCAUCAUAAACCCUUAAAAGAAACGGAAAAACUAAAUAUUAUUUUAGAUGAAAAUGGUAAAUCUACAUUGUAUGAUGUCUCACUACCGGCCACGAUAAAAACAGAUAAUAAUAAAAAAGACAUAAAAUCCCUAAGUUUAGAUUUAACAUCUAAUUCAGCCAAUAAUAGAACUACAGCCGGAUGUGAUCACCUAAAAAGAGAUUUUGAUAGUUUAAACUAUAGAGAUGAUAAUAUACCCACAACCUCGGCCUAUGCAUCGAACUCCUUGUCUUCGGGCCUAACCACACCUGUCCUGUCACACAACCUGUCUCCCUCUUCGCCCCUUUCAGAGUCUUGUAAUGAAGACUAGUGUAGCUGUUUAGUAUAAUUUUUGCAGUUUGUAAUAAGUUUAGAGAGAUUAUUAUAAUACUUUUUUCGGUUUUUUUGUGUUGUUUUUCUUUUGUUUAUUUCAUUUUAAGAAAAAAUGCAAGUAAAAGAUUUUCUUUUUGAAUUCAUAAAAAACAUAAAUAUAUUGUUUAAUAAAAUUAUUGAAAAGAAUAUACAUACAACUUAGUGAAUGGAAAAAAUCAAACCCAAAAUACUAAAAAUAUAUACAAAAAUACAUUAUUAACUUUAAUGCUGCAUAUUAUAAAUAAGACGGAUAAAUAUUUAACAAAAAAAAGUCAAAAAUACAAAUGGCAAGUUAAUUAAAUAUUUAAACUUCCUGUAACGUAUAUAUAUAUAUAUACUAUAUAAAAAACAGUACAUUAAUUAGUUUUGAAAGUAGAUUUUUAAUAAUCACUAGAGUAUAAAACCAAUAUCAGCUUAAAACACUGAUACUAUACACACACACACACACACAUUAUUAAUUUGGAAAAUUACGAAAAAAAAAGAAAAACUAAAUUUGUUAGUUUAACUUUCUUGUCAUAAUUUAGCCUUUGGUCAAGGAAGUUUACACAUUUAAA